Molecule: messenger RNA, 1260 nt
Organism: Aureobasidium pullulans EXF-150
Lineage: Eukaryota; Fungi; Ascomycota; Dothideomycetes; Dothideales; Saccotheciaceae
Product: DUF1295-domain-containing protein
Exons: 4
Coding region: 59-1054 (331 amino acids)
Cellular component (GO): membrane
Source: RefSeq, a predicted model, not a curated record
GUGUCGUCUGCCGGGGUGUACGCUUUUCUUUUCUCCUUUCUUCACAUUCUCAUCCAACAUGACUUUGCUCAAUACUCUUUUGACCUUGACCAAUUUCAGGUCACCCUUCCUCCGUACUCUGGUACCCAGCAUUGGUCUUGCAUAUGCCAUUCAGGCUGGUGUUGCAGCUCCCAGCAUCUUUUUCCAGACCGAACGCUUCUAUGACCUCAGCGGGUCAUUGACCUAUCUGUCAUGCACAGCUCUUUCUCUGUAUCUGCCUACGCUGAGAGCUAGAGCUGCUGCUGAGACCGUCUCUGCUGGCACCGCAGCACUUCCUGGAUUUCCUAGUUUGCUGGCCAGUCUGGCUAGCAAAGGCGGUGUUCAAGCUUGGAACUGGAGACAAGUUGUUCUCAGUGCUGCUGUUGCUAUCUGGGCCACCAGACUCGGCACCUUCCUCUUCUCUCGCAUCACUUCAGAAGACGGCCGCGACUCCCGCUUCGACUCCAUCCGCACAUCUCCCCCUAAGUUCCUCGGUGCCUUCUUCGCCCAAGCAACCUGGGUAUCGCUCUGCCUUCUUCCCGUCCUGGCCUUGAACUCUGUCCCCGCAACCACCCUUUCCGCUCUUCCUUUCCUUACCCUCACCGAUGUGAUUGGUGUUCUCUUGUACAUCGGUGGCAUUGGCUUCGAAGCCACCGCCGACAAGCAAAAGAGCCAAUGGAUGGAAGAAAAGAAGAACAAGAAGCACAAUGAAGAUUUCUUGACCAGAGGUCUUUGGGGAAAGAGCAGACACCCCAACUACUUUGGCGAGAGCACUUUGUGGACUGGCAUUGCUACUGUAGCUGCUGGCGUGCUUGUUACCAACGUUGGACAAGCUGGUAUGGGUUUCAGUGGUAGCCUCGGUGCUAGAUUGGGUGCUUUGGCUAUGGCUGGUGUUAGCCCUGCCUUUGUCACUUUCUUGCUGUUCAAGGUUUCGGGUAUUCCCCUUAGUGAGGAGAAGUACGACAAACGCUACGGCGACCGCAAGGACUACCAGGAGUGGAAGAAGAACACACCCAUGUUCUUCCCCAAGUUCUGAUCUCAUACGGACGGUAUUGCUCUAUUGAGCAUUCUUGCCGAGUAUUCCUAUCCAGUACGGUCACAUGACAAGUGUACUGGAGAAUCACGCAUUUUGAUGCAACGAAAGAGUCUCGGGAGAUCACGAUAUCUGAUGAGGAGUAAAAAAGUACGCUGCGUUGAGAGAGUGUAGUAUUGAUUAAUGCCUAAUGAUUUGUCGUGGUCGCG